Messenger RNA from Phyllostomus discolor (pale spear-nosed bat), 2087 nucleotides. It is a transcript of the gene CPA6, whose product is annotated as carboxypeptidase A6. The transcript has 11 exons. The coding region runs from base 263 to 1579 and encodes 438 amino acids. The record is from RefSeq and is a predicted model, not a curated record. Gene Ontology annotation, biological process: proteolysis. Gene Ontology annotation, molecular function: zinc ion binding; metallocarboxypeptidase activity. Lineage: Eukaryota; Metazoa; Chordata; Mammalia; Chiroptera; Phyllostomidae.
GGCUGGGCUGGGCUGCGCUGUGUGUGCUGCUGCUUCUAGUCCCAGGACCAAGUCUAAAGAGCAACUUUCCUCCCUCAGCUGCUUAAACUUUUUUUUAUCCUGUGGCUGGAAAGAAGUGUCACAUUUUGUUCACUCCCAACCCUUCUUUCCCACCCCCUCCCAGAGACCCUGAGCAUAUGGAGGGGGUGCUGUGAGCCACCUCCAGCCUCCGGUGACUGGCUGCUGGAACUAACUAACUUUCAGCUCCUUACACUGUAACACUAUGAAGUUCCUCGGGAAGCCCAGGAGCCAGACAGCUGUUUCUCUGCCUCUUUGCUUGCUCAUUUUGAACAUUCUGCAACCAGGGCACAGCCACCUUUACAGCAACCGCUACGCUGGUGAUAAGGUAAUAAGACUUAUCCCCAGUACAGAAGAGGAAGUAUAUGCACUGAAGAAAAUAUCCCGCCAGCUUAAGGUGGACCUGUGGCAGCCCAGCAGCAUCUCCUAUGUCUCAGAGGGGACAGUUACUGAUGUCCAUAUUCCCCAAAAUGGUUCCCGAGCUCUGUUAGACUUCUUACAGGAAGCCAACAUCCCAUACAAGAUCCUCAUAGAAGAUCUUCAGAAAGCACUGGAAAAGGGAAGCAGUUUGCAAGCCCAGAGAAAUCGAAGAUCCCUCUCUGAAUAUAAUUAUGAAGUUUAUCAUUCCUUAGAAGAAAUUCAAAAUUGGAUGCAUAAUCUGAAUAAUACUCAUUCAGGCCUCAUUCACAUGUUCCCUAUUGGAAAAUCAUAUGAGGGAAGAUCUCUUUUCAUUUUAAAGCUGGGCAGGAGAUCACGAGCUUACAAAAGAGCUGUCUGGAUGGACUGUGGUAUUCAUGCAAGAGAAUGGAUUGGUCCUGCCUUUUGUCAGUGGUUUGUAAAAGAAGCUCUUCUAACCUACAGGAGUGAUCCAAUCAUGAGAAAAAUGAUGAAUCAUCUGUAUUUCUAUAUCAUGCCUGUGUUUAAUGUUGAUGGAUACCAUUUCAGCUGGACCAAUGAUCGAUUUUGGAGAAAAACAAGGUCAAGGAACUCAAGGUUUCGGUGCCGCGGAGUCGAUGCCAACCGGAACUGGAGAGUGAAGUGGUGCGCUGAAGGAGCUUCUAUGCACCCUUGUGAUGAUACAUACUGUGGACCUUUCCCAGAAUCUGAACCGGAAGUGAAAGCUGUAGCUAACUUCCUUCGAAAACACAAGAAGCACAUUAGAGCUUACCUCUCCUUUCAUGCAUAUGCUCAGAUGUUGCUGUAUCCCUAUUCUUACAAGUAUGCAACAAUCCCCAAUUUUAGCUGUGUGGAAUCUGCAGCUUAUAAAGCUGUGAAUGCACUUCGAUCAGUAUAUGGGGUACGGUACAGAUAUGGACCCGCCUCCAGCACAUUGUAUGUGAGUUCUGGUAGCUCAAUGGAUUGGGCCUACAAAAAUGGAAUACCCUACACAUUUGCUUUUGAACUACGUGACACGGGACAUUUUGGAUUUUUACUCCCAGAGGCUCUCAUCAAACCCACCUGUACAGAGACCAUGCUCGCUGUGAAGAAUAUCACAGUGCACCUACUCAAGAAGUGUCCCUGAUAGGACCUGAAGGUCAGGUCAACCGCCAGACGAAAAGCUGAUUUUGCACAAGAGCUACUUGACAAUAGAUGAAAAUUGUUUUUAAAGAGAGGGGCAACUGCUUGGAGUAAAUAUAUCUCUAGACUUUUAAAGGAAUUUCCCAUGCAAUUCAACUCUCUGUGGCAAUUUUAAAAAUGAUAAAAAAUAAAUAAGAGCAUAGCCUAGUUUUUUGUAAGCAAAAGCAUUUAUUUUAUAUCCCAUUAGAGUCUCAUUGGAUUAAGGUGGGGGAUAUUUUCCAAUUAUUUUUGUCUCAUGAAAUGUACAAAUUGAGAAUGUCAUUUCAAUAAAUCACCUAUUCUCAAUUCAGAUCUACCAAUGAUGUUCAAUCACUUGGUUCUUUUGAAAUGGCAACUUUUGAAAUGGCAACAACUAUAUUCCUUAAUAUAAUAAAUAAAAAAUUUUCAAGACCUUGGAGUAUUCACAGCUUUAUCCCAUGGUAUUAGUGUACCAUAUACCUAUAAAAAUAUAA